This is a messenger RNA of Andrographis paniculata, 1837 nucleotides long. RefSeq names its product probable fructokinase-6, chloroplastic. The record is from RefSeq and is a predicted model, not a curated record. The transcript has 7 exons. Gene Ontology annotation, cellular component: cytosol. Bases 325 to 1467 code for a protein of 380 amino acids. Gene Ontology annotation, biological process: fructose metabolic process. Lineage: Eukaryota; Viridiplantae; Streptophyta; Magnoliopsida; Lamiales; Acanthaceae. Gene Ontology annotation, molecular function: fructokinase activity.
GCGCCACUACCACAAAACGACAAAACACUUCUCCUUCCUUCGUUCCUUCCCUACGGUCCUCUUCAGCUUUCGAAAGAAGCAGAGCAGAGCAGAGCAGAGCAGUACAGUGCAGCUACAGUCUGUAAUAGUUAACAUAACCCCCAAUAUAAUUACUAUUGUAUACAGGGACGACGGGCUUUGUAAUCGCCGCCGAUCGAUGAAUCCAAUCCUCUUUUCCCCCCUUUCGAUUUCAUCACCUAUACUUCAUUAAUUAAUUAAUUGCAUUCGAUUUCCUUCCCUGGAGGAAUCAAUCCUAUUUCCAUUUUCUCAGAUUAACCUCCUAAAAUGGCUCUUCAUCUCGCCGCCGUCGUCAACCUCCACUCCGCACCUUCGCCAAUUUUCCGGAAAUGCAGCUCCAAAGUGCCGCCCUCGCCCUUUUCUUCAACUUCGUCUCCGAAAUUCCGAAUUCAAGCUAACGCAUUAAAAAUUGGCGACGGGCCUCGGGAUAACGACGAAUCUCCACUCGUGGUUUGCUUUGGGGAAAUGCUGAUCGAUUUCGUGCCGACGACGAGCGGACUCUCGUUGGCCGAAUCGCCGGCGUUUAAGAAAGCUCCCGGAGGUGCACCGGCUAACGUCGCCGUCGGCAUUGCUCGCCUCGGCGGCAAUUCGGCGUUCGUCGGAAAGGUCGGCGACGAUGAAUUUGGGUACAUGCUCGCCGAUAUUUUGAAAUCGAACAAUGUAAACAAUCAAGGAAUGAGGUUCGAUCCCGGCGCUCGAACCGCUCUAGCAUUUGUAACUCUCCGAAACGACGGAGAGCGCGAGUUUAUGUUUUACCGCAAUCCGAGCGCCGACAUGUUGCUUCGAGUCGACGAACUCGAUUUAGACUUAAUUAAGAAGGCGACGAUUUUCCACUACGGCUCGAUAAGCUUGAUCACAGAGCCUUGUAAAUCGGCUCACAUAGCUGCGGCAAAGGCUGCCAAGGAUGCCGGUGUGAUUUUAUCGUACGAUCCGAACUUGAGGCUUCCGUUAUGGCAGUCUGGAGAAAGCGCCCGGGAAGGUAUUCUAAGCAUUUGGGACACCGCCGACAUAAUUAAGAUCAGCGAAGAGGAGAUAUCAUUUUUGACGAAAGGAGAAGACCCGUAUGACGAUAAUGUGGUUCGAAAAUUGUUCCACGAUAAUCUUAAAUUGCUGCUCGUCACCGAAGGCCCCGAAGGGUGCCGGUAUUAUACCAAAGAGUUUAGUGGACGAGUGGACGGUCUGAAGGUUGAAGCCGUGGACACCACAGGCGCCGGAGAUGCUUUUGUGGCGGGUAUUUUAGCGCAGCUUUCGUCGGAUUUGUCGCUUCUAAAGGAUGAGGGCAAGUUAAGAAAUGCCUUGAGAUUUUCCAAUGCUUGCGGAGCCUUGACUGUGACGGAACGGGGCGCUAUUCCGGCUUUGCCUACCCGGGACGCCGUUAUGAAUGCUUUGCUCAAGUCGUCCGUGGCAUAGGUUCGUUUUCUUUCAUGAUCGUAUAUAACUAACCGAGUAUGAUCUGGCGAUUUUCAUCGACAACUUGUCUGGUUCCAUCAAGUUGGAUCUCCGGUUUUUCUAUUUUACCUUUUUUUUUUGUCGAAUUAUCCGGUAAACAGUAUAGUAUAGUAUAGUAUUUAGAUCACUUGCCGUGUAAUCAUUGAAAGAUUUUUAGUAGAAUUGAGUUGAGUAUGGGUAGCAUAAUAGGUUCGAAUUGAAAUAAAACUCAAACCCGACCCAUCGACAUUCCUAAUACGAACAUAUUAAGGUUACACAGCAUAUAUUGUAUUUAUGUUAAAAGUAACAUUGUUUGUUAGAUUUUGUCAAAUCAGUAGCUGAUUUAAUAGAA